AUGAGUCGCCCUUUCGUCGCGCAGGGCGGCGUCCUGCAGUUGUCGCUGACCGUGGGCAUCCUGUACUCGUAUGUGCUGGGCCGCUUUCUCGAGUGGGAGCUCCUGGCCAUGGCUUGCCUUGUGGGUGGUGUCUUGCUCGUCGCCGCCAGCCAGUUUGCCGUCGAGUCGCCCCGCUGGCUGCUGCUUAGUGGAAGAAAGCUGGAGGCUCUGCAAGCACUGCUCAAGCUCCGAGGGCCAAACUUCAGGGUGGAAGACGAGUGCACUGCGAUGGAGCAAGUUUUCGCGCGCGUCCCCACGCCCCGGUUCCACGUGCUGAUGGCGCUGCACGUGCAAUUCCUGCAGCAGUUCUCGGGCAUCAACAUGCUCAUCUUCUACUCACGCGCGAUCUUUUCCAACGCCGGCGUCACUGUCAGCGCGGCCAACUCGUCCAUUAUCAUCGCCGCCCUCCAGGUAGCACCCUCGUCCGGGUAA
Molecule: messenger RNA, 471 nt
Organism: Dermacentor andersoni
Lineage: Eukaryota; Metazoa; Arthropoda; Arachnida; Ixodida; Ixodidae
Source: RefSeq, a predicted model, not a curated record